AUGGUUUCAUUUCAUGGCCACGAUACAAGCCGCGACACUCAUUGUAGCCGAAUAAUAAGUCAAGAAAGUAACGAAGUUGCGAAGAACAAAAUCAGUAGCUCGAUUGAAGCCACAAAACUAAAUGUAAUGACCAAGCUAGCAUCAAAGAAGCACGCCCUCUCUGAGCGUAAGCGUAGAAAACGAAUCAAUGGUCACUAUGAUUCUCUCCGGAAAUUCUUCCCUCGACUACUCAAGAAUGAUAAGGCUUCUGUGCUAACAGAGACAGUGCGUCAUCUAAAAGAGCUUAAAAGCAUGGUUGCCAAUGUAGCUCUCUUGCAUGACGACAAAGAAAGGUGUUCUGAUAAAAGUACUUUCAUACCUAACGAGAAGGACGAGGUGAGCAUAAAUUUCUAUGAUAGUGGUGAUAAGAUAGCCAUCCAAGCAACUAUAUGUUGCGAGGACAGGCCAGAACUUAACCAAGAGUUGACUGAGGCGAUUCGUUCAGUCCAUGGAAAGGCAGUCAAGGCUGAAAUGGCAACUGUGGGCGGGCGGACAAAAGUAGAGGUAAAUGUGGAAUGGCGUGAAUGUAGCGGCAGAGGAGAGGAAUAUGUGGGGAUGUUAAAAAGAACAUUGAAGGCAGUUAUGGAGAAUCGGAUCAUGGUCAAGACUAAAUUAACAGAUCACAUAUUUACUUAA
Messenger RNA from Erigeron canadensis, 675 nucleotides. Its product is annotated as transcription factor bHLH30-like. Gene Ontology annotation, biological process: regulation of DNA-templated transcription. Gene Ontology annotation, molecular function: protein dimerization activity; DNA-binding transcription factor activity. NCBI's taxonomy places the organism in Eukaryota, Viridiplantae, Streptophyta, Magnoliopsida, Asterales, Asteraceae. The transcript is spliced from 2 exons. The coding region runs from base 1 to 675 and encodes 224 amino acids. The record is from RefSeq and is a predicted model, not a curated record.